Messenger RNA from Chelonia mydas (Green sea turtle), 3765 nucleotides. Its product is annotated as ATP synthase subunit delta, mitochondrial. Gene Ontology annotation, biological process: proton motive force-driven ATP synthesis. Bases 2330 to 2689 code for a protein of 119 amino acids. The transcript has a single exon. Gene Ontology annotation, molecular function: proton-transporting ATP synthase activity, rotational mechanism. NCBI's taxonomy places the organism in Eukaryota, Metazoa, Chordata, Testudines, Cheloniidae. The record is from RefSeq and is a predicted model, not a curated record.
UAAGCUGGUAGAAAUAAGCUUAGGGGGCUUUCAUGCAGGUCCCCACAUCAGUACCCUAGAGUUCAGAGUGGGGAGGGAACUCUGACAGGUGUGUUUUGCAGUUCAGCAUAUUCCUUCAGUGUGGCCUUAUGGUCUCAGGUGGGUGCUUCUGGUGGAAGUAAUCGGAGGGGCACCAGGUGCCUUCAGGGUCUGGCCUGCAGGGAACCAUAAGACGAAUGUGAACAGCAGGUCAUAGAACAUACUGGCUGUCUUCAGGUAUUGGGGAUGGAGGAGGGGGAACCCAGGGCCUGGGCCUUCCAGCAUCUCAGCUUCUGUCUCCCUCAUUCCCAACUCUACAGCCUUGGGUCCUCUCUGUGUCUGGGUCGGUGUCCCCUCUCUCUCUCUCUCUUCUUUUCUUACCCCCCUGCAUUGGGCCAUAAGAGUGGCCAUACUGGGUCAGACCCAGUGGUCAAUCCAGCUGUCUUCCAGCAGUGGCCAGUGCCAUAUGUUUCAAAGGGCAUGAACAGAACAGGGCAAUUAUCAAGUGAUCCAAGCCCAGCUUUUGGCAAUUGGAGGUUUAGGUUCUACUAAUAUUGGUCUGAAUCCAGUGUCAUCUUACACAGCUGUUUCUGAUCAGUUGGGGGCCCAUCUUCUCCAGACAAUAUGUGAGAAGAUACGGCAGGCUGAGUAUAUGGACAGCAGCUCAACUACACUCAGAGGGUGGCUGAGGCCACACAGCUGAAAAGAGCAACAUAUCCAAUUAACUUGGGGUAAUUCCUGGAAGGGGGGCUAAAACACCCAAGAAGGAGGAUUCCAUAUUGUGGGGUUUUGUUCAGGGUUUCAGGAUCCUGUAUGAAGGGGAGAGAGUGCAUGUAAUGGCAAAUAACUUCAGAUCUGAUUAAAGUCAUGGAGGACACUGCCAGGGAUAAGAUCCAGAAACGGUUUUUUGAGCAGGGUUGUGGGUCCCUUUUGGCUAUUGCCACAGCCUAGUCUCCAUAUCUUCCCCUUGGGCCUUGUCACGUAAGUGUCCAGUGAGUGUCUCCUUAUUCAUGAUCUCUUGUACCCAAUAGGAGAAUUAUUGACAGAUGUGAUUAACCCCAAGCUGUGCACUGUGCCUUAUGUAUCACUUGAUGCAAUGGUGCAUGUAGUCAGCUUGUGCACCAGUGUAGCCUUGCUUGCAAAGACUGACAAAAUUGGCAUUCUGCCUCCUCCCAGUCUACCUGGCAGACUCUGAUCUCUUGGGCCUUUCCUUCAAUGGACAGUUUAUGUGGACAAAGCAAUGCCCAUGAGCUGUGCCAUUUUGUGUGCAGUCUUCAAAAAAAAAAAAUUCAGUACAAUUUUGGACAGGACAGUUAAGAGGAGUGCAGAAUGCCAGCAGGCUUACUCAUUCCAUAUAGGGUCUGCAACUAUGGCUACCCAGUUGGGUUUGGGUGCAUCAGAUGUCCAGGUUAUAGGACACUGGUAAUCCAGGCCUAUAAAUUCUUCAUGUGCCUGCCUGAGGGGAGGUGGAUGCAGGCAGCGGGGCUGUAAGUGCCACUGGCUUUAAUAGGGUCUACUACAUUCCUAUGUCUGUCGUGUAUAUAAUGCACCAGUACAGUCAGUUUACAAGAGUGUGUAAUUCAGUGAUAAGCUUGUAGCUGGGCCUUGCCUGGGAUGUGAUUUUUUUUUUUUUUUUUUUUUGUCUUGGCACAGCAGCUGGGGCAUGUGCUGGGAAUAGCUCAUGUCUCUCUUACAUGGGCUGGCACCCUGAGAGCACGUUGGCCGUCAUUGUUCUCCCCAUAAUGACCUGAGAACCUAAUCCAGUCUCAAACUGACUUGAAAGCUCACUGGGAUGUUGGACUGGUGGUGGAUGUUUCCUGGCAUGGGGAUGGUAUUGGUGGUGGUUCGUGGAUAAUCUUGCUAAUGGGCUGCCUGAACUCUUACGUAGUGCACAUGCAUGCACCCUACCAAGAGCUUUCUGGCUAUGGGAUAUUCUUGGGCAGAUUUUUCAGUAUCUGUUGUUUGGAGCUGGUCCGCUGGGCAUAAACUAAAUAUGCAUGGGACCAAAGACAGUGACUAUAGCGUAGUGGUUAGAGCACUCUACUGGGAGGUGGGAGGCCCAUGUUCAAAUCCCUGCUCUGUCAGGCAGUGUGUGUCUCCCACAUCCUUUCGUGAGUGUUCUAACCCCUGGGGAAGAGGGAGGGGGCUUCCCACCUUCUCCUUUGUGUGGGUACACAUGCUACCUAAUCAGGUCCUGCAGGCAAAAUAGGCGGGGGAACAUCUAGUUUGAGAAUCCCACUGGGUUUUAGGCCUGAGACUAGCAGCUGGGUACCUAGACUCAAGCCCGCUCCGCACCCACCCCGACCCCGCCAUGCUGCCUGUUCGCCGCCUCCGGGCCCCGGCUCAUCCCUACGCCAAGGCGGCUGCCGGCCCGGCCCAGAUGUCCUUCACCUUCGCCUCACCCACGCAGGUGUUGUACAACGGAGCCACUGUGAAGCAGGUGGACGUUCCCAUACUGAGCGGCUCCUUCGGCAUUUUGGCGGCUCACGUUCCCACCCUGCAGGUCCUGAAACCCAGAGUUGUGACGGUCUUUGCCAAGGACAGCACAGUGACUAAGUACUUUGUGAGCAGUGGUUCCAUCACAGUCAAUGCAGACUCCUCUGUGCAGCUGCUGGCAGAAGAGGUGACUGCUUUGGACAUGUUGGAUCUCGCUACUGCUAAGUCGAUGUGAUGCCUAAAGUGAUGCCUAAAGCAGUAGUUAAGCACUUAAGGCUUUUGUGAAGCUAGCCCAAACUUAAUUUUCAUAGCCAUUUAUGCCCACUUCUAAGUCACAUUUGUUUAACAUCAAUAGGAACAUUAAGCUAAUGCUGAGCACCUCUAAAAUCCCACCAACAAAUUGAGCUUCAAAUAAAACCAAGGCUAGCAUUGAAUGUUGGAGCAGUGCAGUGUGGGUAGCUAUCCCGCAGUCCCCACCACCCAUUGAAAUUCUGGGUUAAGCUCCCAGUGCAUGAUGGGGCAAAAACAUUCUCGUGGGUGUUUCUGGGUGUGUUAGUCGCUCCUCCCUUCGUGAAAGCUAUGGCAGACAAUUGUUUCAUGCCUCUUUGGCGUGCAGACGCCAUACUGCUUUCAGCAGACGGUGCACCACUGCUCUCCUGCUACUAUGAAUCCACCUCUCAUUUCCUCUCCUCUUCCUAUGUAAUCUCUACUAUCUAUUCUCUCUUUUGCAUCGAACGCUUCCGCUGCCAACUCUGCUUGGCCAUCGUGAACCGAACAGCACAACUUCCGCCGCCAGCUCUGCUCUCCCGCUAUUGCCGCGCUUCCAAGCUUCUCCAUGUUGUCUGUCCUAGGCUCCCACCUCCGUGAAAGCAACAGAAGACAACCAUUUUCUGCCUUUUUUUCAGCUGCCGUGAACCAAACAUCACCUCUUCCACUGCCACUCUGCUCUCCUACGUUUCGCGCCCUUUUUCCAGGAUUACCCAUGCAAGCGCCAUAGCCAUGGAGCCCGAUCAGAUCUCCGCUGCAGUUUUGAUCAUUGUAAAUACCUUGUGCAUUAUCCAGCAGUAUGUGCAGUACCUGCAAAACCAGGCAAGGAAGCAAUGACAGCGUGAUUACGAUAGUGAUGAGGACAUGAACACAGACGUUCCUAGAAGCACAGCAUGUGACGAUUGGGAGAUCAUGAUGGUGUUGGGCCAGGUUCAUGCCAUGGAAUGCCGAUUCGGGACCUGGCAAACAAGCACAGACUGGUGGGACCGCAUCGUGUUGCAGAUAUGGGACGAUUCCCAGUGGCUGAGAAACUUUCAUAUGCGU